UUCGUCAUUCGUGUGUCACAAAAUUAAAUCCACAAACCAAACAAUAAUUAUUUGAAACUUUUUACAGUACUGAUUCAGUGAUUGUAGGUUUGUUUUCGAAAUGCUCUAGGAGCGAUCAUGGGCGAAGGCCUCCUCUCUGACAUCCCUCUGGGAUUCUCGGCUGCUGCAGAAACGUUGAACAAAUUACCUCAGGAUUGCUUGGCUGAGCUGUGUUCUGAAGUUCUCCGCUUCCUGCAAUACAAAGUGGGCACCAUUAACAUUGUGUCAUUUCAGCAGACUCUGGAGGAGAGACAGUGCUCUGUUAGUAAAGAGGCUCUGCAGAGUGGUGUCAAUGCAUUGACCUUCGUUUUUCGGUCGGCGGCAGCAGGCCAGGCCUCUCCUGAUGACUUGCUUGCUGCAUUGCAGGCUAGUCGGAUAUGGAGCGACGCCUCACUCGCUGCCAUCAAGAAGCUAUGGCAUGUACAGGGUAAGCUUCUCAUGGAGGGCUCUGCUGCCAGCAAGAUUCUCAAUGUCGGGCAGCUAUUGAACAUUGACUGGAAGUUGGGUAUGGCUGUAUCCAGUAGUUCAUGCCGCGGUCUCAAUACACCAUUUGUAACACUUCUCCUGCGAGUAGCAGAGCCGUCUGGCAACAUCAUCGAGCGCUCCGUGGAAAUGAGCGUGCCAGAAUUUCAGAACUUUGCACAAGAGAUGAAGUCAAUGUCCGGAAUGUUGGCCACUGCUUAGUUUCAACUCCUACACUCCACUCCGCUGGUAAUCCUUUGCAAAGGAUGUUAUUGACAAUGACAAAAUGUUUACUGUCCUAAGUUUGACGUCUAUUCACGUCACACACCGUUCAGGUGCAUCCUUUUAUUUUGCUGCUGGGAAGCAAAGAAAUUGUACUUCUAAUGCAUUUUGAUCACUACUACUUAUACAUGCGUGGGUGUUAAAAGCCUCUUCUUUUGCAUGUUUGACAAUCAUGACUGUAAUGCAGCCAGAUCUAAUAAUGAAAAUGUUGAAUUCGA
Molecule: messenger RNA, 1001 nt
Organism: Sycon ciliatum
Lineage: Eukaryota; Metazoa; Porifera; Calcarea; Leucosolenida; Sycettidae
Product: COMM domain-containing protein 6-like
Exons: 8
Coding region: 118-723 (201 amino acids)
Molecular function (GO): NF-kappaB binding
Source: RefSeq, a predicted model, not a curated record